UUACUUUUCAUUACUGCCAAAGUAAAACUUAACCAUGGCCCAUAAAAAGAAAAUUGAAUUGUUCAUUAAUGUUAACUGUGAAAGGGAGUUUCAUUACAUCCUGAAAAAACAUAGGGAUAGCCUUAUUUGUGCAGAAAUCUACAAUGAAUUCAGCGGAUCAUGUACGGCGCUGGACCAUUUAUUUACUAGAAUCAAACUGGACUGGAGUAAUGGCAAAAUAAUACUUCUCAAAGUUCUAGCUGAUGAAAUCGAGACUUUCAAACGAUUUAGAGAAAAAAGUGAACCAAUAUAUAUUUUCAUACAUCUUAAUAAAAUAACGAAGCUUCUGCGAGGUGUAAACGCCAUCAAGCUUGCAGAUAUUGCCAGGAAAGAACUGGAAUACCAUAAGAGAGUCCAAGCGGGGGAAGAAGUAGACAGACAGACGUUUGGCUUGGACGAAGCUACGCCUGAAGAACUGGAAUGGGAACAAGAGCUUAUAAAAGAGCGAGAAAACGAGACUAAAGCGUAUGAAGCAAUAAGGUCUGUGCAACAUGAUUUACGCAAACGUCGACGUGCGGAGCUUAUGGUGCCACAUCUUAAGAACCUGAACUUCGUUCUUUUCUGGCCUCAGGCCAGGCACGCGCACUUUGAACUCUACGAGCGGUGGGACUUGAACAAUAUCAUAAUGGUGGGCCGCGAAGAGCUAGAACUCGACGAGUACAAAGCUAGAGACAUCCUGUAUAACGGCGACGCGCCCAUCAACGAGGCCUCCAUGUACGCCCUGCUUGCGGCCCCUGCUUUGGCCAUCUGUUUCCGAUGUCUGGACGAUGACGUUAAUUUUACAUCUUUAGUGCGCAAAAUCCUCUACGAGUACAUAGAACCACUAGACCCGGCCAAACCCAUGAGCGACCAACCUAUCCAAAAGACUGCUUUUAACCACUACAAAUCCUACAGUUUGACGAGGGAACAGAUAUGGCAGAAGCGACGCGAGGAGAGACAGAAACAGAAGGAAGAAGCUUUAGAAAGGCGCGCUCGACGUUUGUCUGAAAUGCAGCGGCUGGCGCGGGAGGCGAUAGAACAAGUCCUGGAGUCCAGGAGACUCGCUAAAGAACAGGAGAAGUUGCGCUUGCUGAAGAUCGGGGUAAGAUCAACCAUAAUAGUUAUGAAAAGCGCGUUCGACGUUUGUCCAAAAUGCAGCGGCUGGCGCGAUCGGGGUAAGAUCAACCAUAAUAGUUAUGAAAGGCGCGUUCGACGUUUGUCCGAAAUGCAGCGGCUGGCGCGGGAGGCGAUAGAACAAGUCCUGGAGUCCAGGAGACUCGCUAAAGAACAGGAGAAGUUGCGCUUGCUGAAGAUCGGGGACCUAGAUGGCCUUGAAAAACUGAAGGCGGAGCCUGACGAUGAAGAAGUGGACAUAGAAAUACCGCAGGAGUUACCAGACGACGAAGAAGAUUUGGACACGGAUAUAGUCGAGGAUGAAAAUGAGUAUUUUCCUCCACAGGGUUUGUUAAUACCCGGGUUUUACGCACCGCCCAAUGACAUAGCUAAGGCUAAUGGCUUGCAUAUACUAUUUCCUAAACUGGUGUUGGAGCGAGUGGAGCCAGAGCCUGAGUUCCUGCCGCCCCACGUGGUCGCCAUGCUGGAAAUUGGGAAGCGGUACAAAGCGAUUGCCGCACUGACUCCGAGGAGACAAGCUGUCAUACACAUGGGCAUAUUCAAAGCUACGGGACCCACAGAUGCCGUGCACAUAGCCUACAGCGUGGCGCAAUUUGACGAAAUUAAAGAACAAUUUGAUGAGGACUCUGUAAUGAUAGCCUUCAUGCUGUCAAUAAAGUCGGACCUGGCGCUGCUGGGACUGAUGGAUCUGACCCCGGCCCAUGUGAGCCGAGACGAGCACGCCGGCGAGGUAGAGGCGACCCGAUUAUUCCCGGUGUACUACUGCGAUCCCAGAGAGUUCGAGGACUUUGAACGGACAGGAAAUUAAUAUAGAUGUACCUUUUAUUUCCUUAAAUAUAAAUCGAUGUCAAACAAAA
Messenger RNA from Cydia splendana, 2009 nucleotides. RefSeq lists its product as uncharacterized. NCBI's taxonomy places the organism in Eukaryota, Metazoa, Arthropoda, Insecta, Lepidoptera, Tortricidae. The record is from RefSeq and is a predicted model, not a curated record. The transcript is spliced from 16 exons. The coding region runs from base 35 to 1960 and encodes 641 amino acids.